UCCACAACGCAACGGCUAGGUCGGAAGGAACGACGACGACGACGACGACGACGACGACGGCGGCAGAGCAGAGAUUGGGGAGCGAGAACGAACACAGGACUACACUACAGUACAUUCGUACCUGUUAGAGUGUUAGAAGGGACACCUCCCUCCCUCCAUCUCCCGCCAAACCUCAACCCCCCCCCCAGGAACGAAUUCAAGCCGAUAAACACCCCACGCGACAAACCCGCAGAACACAAACGCCCGACUGCAGCUCCCCGUGGCGCGCCAAGUCUUCCAUGUAGUACCGCCCCAAGUUGCCAACCAUGGCCACGCCCGCUGUCACGUCGCACGACUCGGCGGCGAUCGACAUCCAGCCGCUGGAGGCAUCCUUCAGCAUGUUCGAUUCGAGACCUUCCCUCGACCUGUCAUUCGGCGAUUUCGCCAUCAACAGACUCGAUCCGCGCCUCAGCAUGAUGUCGUUCGGUGGGAGCUUGUCGGGGGAUGACAGACGCAGUAGUGUUGGGUCGGCCCCCGACGAGCCGUCGGCGCAGGAGGAUAAUGUGCGCCAUACUCUACUGUCGCUCGAUGGGGACAAUUUGCAGAAUGAUGGGAGGCGCCAGAGUUUGGCGUCUAUACAAGAAGAACCUACACAAUUCGAUGAGAAUGGCCGCAACCUUACGCCUAUCCGUGAGGAUCCAACCCCCAAGAAAGACAACAAACAAGAUAUUGCGCCAAGCGCCAGCUACCAACCACAGAAGGAAUACGAACACCCCAGUGUUGUGUUCAUCUAUGAGCUUCCGGCGGAGAACUACGAUCUGGAUCCAACACCUGCGCCUACCCCUCCGCAGGAGCUUCCAGCACAGACCAACGAGUCGUCGAGGAACCUUAGGUCUGUGUAUGAUGCAGUCCAGGAUGACAAGCGCCAAAGUGCUGCCUCUACCAACGAGAACGAGAGUCCGACCGAAGCCAAUGGUAGGCGCAUUAGCAUUGUCUCACUUCAUAAAGAUUAUGUCCCAAACGACGAAAUACGCUUAAGCGUCAUUUCAAUCCAUGAGGGUGAUGACGAGCGCCCGGUGACCCAACCACGUGAAACUCAAGUCCCAAAACAUCCAAUUAGGUCAAUGCAAGCAGCAUUUGAGGAAUCUAUGCUCGAUGCCUUUGACAACGACGAUCCUCCUCUGAAGCCUCUCCUCGGCAACGUAGCCGAGAGACGGAGGGCAUUGCUUGGCCAGGACAUCUCUGCAGAGACCCACGCGGGGAAGUGGAAGCAGAAGCCGGGCCAGAGAUAUCAUGAGCUAUGGAAGAUCAUGUCUCAGAUAUCAUUUGGCAUCUACCUCUUACUAAACGGUCUAGCAAGGGACGACGAGCAAGCUCUUACUAUUCUGCAAGGGCACGUGGAUGAGGUUGAUGGCUUUUUAGAGACGACUCUGGAGGAUUUCGAUCUCGCCCAGGAAGAUAUUGAUGGGAGGCUGAAGAACCUCAAGUUGCCUCUGGAGAAUAUUAGCGUUUUUGAAGAUAUGAUGGAGGACAGAGAUUUCAGGAAUCAGAUCGUCUCGGGAAACGAGACUAUUGAGCACAUCAUCAUGCGGACAGCGGCAGCAAUGAAAGAUUCGCUUCGGAACGUCCAGCAAGGGAUGGAAGCAACGAGAGAAGUGGCUGGGUAUAUGGCUCAGGAAAAGGCCCGCCAUCAAUGGCAAACAAAGCGUCCAGAAAUGAGAGAGGUGUUUGAUGCCAUGAAGGGAAAUGCCGAUGGGUGGUACAAGGCAUAUGUGUCCUUGCAGACGAAGGGCAACAAACUUGGCGUAGCACUGGUGCAACUCGGAUCAAUCGCUGCAGAAAUCGAUAAGCGCGCUGGCGAGAUUAGUCGAAAUGCAAGAUUCAGCACCGCCAUGUCACCGCGCCAAUCGAUUAAACCAGCACCCAUCACAUCCCUCCCCGACUCACCGCGCCACUCCUCACGCCCCUCACGCGCAUCCCUCCGCUCGGGACCCUCAACAAGAUCGCGCGCCUCCAUGGCAAAAGAACUCCCCUCAAACCCCAGCUUGAUCACCCCCGCCAUCCGCGCCACCCUCCCCGCCUUCCAACUCGUCCAAGAGCGCGAAGAAUCCCCAGAGCGCGACUCAAGCUCCGUCUCCGACCCCGAGCUCCAGGAGCCACAGUUCCUCACCCUCGAAGCAAGAACUUACACCCCACCACUCUUCACACCACCACCCCUCGCACCACGCGCCUACUCCAACGGCCCACCACCUGGCUCCCGACUCCCUACACCACCCGACGCCCAACAGCGCGUCGAAUCCGCACCGCCUAUCGCGCGCAAACCCUCCCUCCGCGAGCGACUCUCCCUAACGCGCAAAGCUGCGCCAGCACCUCUCCUCAAUAUCCCCCCCCACAACUCCACGCCUAGCCCGGCACACACUCCCGUCCUCCAGAUCCGCCGUCCACCUUCUAACAUGGAUCUCCGCCGCCCUCCACCCCUGCACAGUGGCGCUACUCCCAACUCACCUCGCUCGCCCGCCAACCCCGCUGGUCUGGGUCUCGACUCAGCGUACUACUCCAACCGGAACCGCGUCUCCGUCGUCGGCACCCCAAGCCAGGAGUACCACCAAUUCAUCGCCUCCGCGCAGACACGCCACGACUACGGAUCCACCUACGUCACGACCCCGCGCUCCGAACAGCAGCACUUCCACCCCGUGCAAGCCUCUCCGCACUCCCCCCUCCAACGUCCCUGGACCGCCGCACCAACCCAACGACUUCCUCCAGGCGGCAGUAGUGGGGUGACGUCCGCGCGGUAUAACAGCUACGGCAGCAGUUAUGGGAAUAGUAAUUACAGCGCGGGGGGAGGGAGGGAGAGCAGGAUGAAUGGGAGUGGGAGUGUGUACCCGAGUAAUAUGUCAAGGGUGACCCUGGCGAGCCAGGUGACGGUGGGGGUGGAUGAGCAGGGGAAGAAGGUGAAGAAGAAACGCAGCGGGUUUGGGUGGUUGAAGAAGGCGUUUAGUUUGAGUGAGGAGGAGAAGAGGGAGUUUGAGGAGGCGAGGAGGGGAAGGGAUGUUGUGGAGAAGGAGGGGAGGAGGGAGAGGAUUUUCCUGGAUGGGAAGAGGGUUAACCGUUAGUAAGGGGGGGAUGAAUGAUCGAGGAGGUUGACGAAUCAUCACAUCACACGCACAUAUUUGGAACCCAACCCCCCCCCCCCUUUUUUUUGUCGUCACACCAGCUUCUGCUUCUUUAGCACACCAUCUAUAGCGUCGGCGUUGCCCCCUUUUUUGCUUUUUUAUCACGCUUUAAUCAGCAGAGCUGUGUUAAGUUCUGUUUUUGUUUUGCUUUUCGUUUUCGCUUCGUGUACAACCUAGGGACUAAAAAAGGGAAAAGAUGAGAGGGAUGGGGAUGGCUGGGUGCAUUUGGCUUGAGCUAGGGAGGGGGGAGUUGCUUUUACAUAAUGAGGGGGGGUGGUAAUAUGAUGACGAUGAUGAGGUUAAUUCAUUGCAGCAGUUCGUCUUUAUUUUAGUUAGGUGAAGAAGUCCUGCUGUUGAGCUCCUAGCUCAGGGGUAAUUUCGCUCGCUCCACGAAAAAGCAGAGACGCAAAGAGAACCUCCGACUAUUCAACACAGUAUUCCCAUCUCCAACCCUUAUUAACCUCGCCCCAACUCCUGGCAUGAAAACAGCACCCUUGCACCUUAACUCCUGGCAUGAAAAUGGCACCCGAGCAUCCCAACCAGCCCGACGAGGCACCUUCAUCCCUCUUACAAAAAGCUCACUGGUACCAAGCCCAUCCUUCACACCCAAAUUGGCGGCAUUCGUACGAAGAGAAUGGGAUAUAUGGGCAAACCAACCAUCUCUACUGUGUAUGAAGAAGAGCAUAGAAACAGCAUUACGUGCAGACAACGAUAAGCACAGCUGGAAAGUUACUGUAUCUCGCGAUUUAGUUGACAAUGGCUAGAGGAAUCAUCAAAAUGUUAGCACGCGCAGCCUAGGCUUUCAUUGCACUGUGCUAGGCGUCUCGACUCAUUAC
Molecule: messenger RNA, 3988 nt
Organism: Pseudogymnoascus destructans
Lineage: Eukaryota; Fungi; Ascomycota; Leotiomycetes; Thelebolales; Thelebolaceae
Exons: 2
Coding region: 306-3092 (928 amino acids)
Source: RefSeq, a predicted model, not a curated record